AUGUAUGCAGUUUUGCAUUCAAUACUCGUUUUCCCGACCAUUGAAUCGAUGGGAGAGACUUCUGAAGCCAUGAAAUAUGGAUUUCUAUUUGAGUGGUUUAAAUAUCCUCUUUUAGGCGUGAGUUAUAUAUUGGACCGAUUGAGCGAUUAUUGGAAACAACAAUUGGUUACACUUGUCUUCAAAUAUGGCGGCCAUAGAGAUGUUCCCGAGUGUGUCAUCACUUCGGCUACAAAUUUAAUGCAUCCAAACUGUUUGCGAGCAUUGAUUCACAUGAGUCUCAUUGAAUUCAAUUCGUGCAGAUAUCAUGACAUUAUUUAUAACGGGAAUCAAUUGCGAACCGACCGAACACAGGCCGCCAAUCGGGUAAAUCACCGAUUUUUGUAUGGCCACAGUUGGGGUAGCGGUCAGUGUUGGCCAAUGAAUACCAUUUGGUUUUAUGCGUUGAAUAAUAAAGGUCUCAGAAGAGAAAGGGUCAAUGAAUUAAAUAGAGAAGCAAUUGAUAGAAACGAAGAAAAGUUGUCGUUGUUUUACGGGAAGCGCGACCAGUGGUGUCCACAAGAUUACUGCCAUCGCAUUCAGCACUUGUAUCCCAAUUGUGAUAUAAGGCUUUGUUUGGAUGAUAUGAACCACGCAUUUGUUAUGAAUAGAGAGUCCACUGAAAUGACACCGGCGGCCGCCAUGUGUUCAGAUGAGGUGACCGGUUGGAAACCCACGAACGGAAUUUGCAUCGAUAACAAAGUGCCCAAACAGUACACCUGA
Medioppia subpectinata is the source of this 759-nucleotide messenger RNA. Lineage: Eukaryota; Metazoa; Arthropoda; Arachnida; Sarcoptiformes; Oppiidae. The record is from the annotation of a GenBank genome assembly.